This is a messenger RNA of Cucumis sativus (cucumber), 1793 nucleotides long. Its product is annotated as DNA repair RAD52-like protein 2, chloroplastic. Gene Ontology annotation, molecular function: DNA binding. Gene Ontology annotation, biological process: double-strand break repair via homologous recombination. The record is from RefSeq and is a predicted model, not a curated record. Bases 866 to 1495 code for a protein of 209 amino acids. The transcript has 3 exons. NCBI's taxonomy places the organism in Eukaryota, Viridiplantae, Streptophyta, Magnoliopsida, Cucurbitales, Cucurbitaceae.
CUUGCUCGACUUUGCUUUGUACUCUUCUUAGUUCUUUCAAUGCUCUCUCUUAUGAAAUCAAUCCCUCAAAUGAAUUUCCUUAUGCUUUCAAUUUCUCUUCAUGAGGUUUUGAUUGAAAGUUUCAUCAAAAAUUUGAACUUCAUUGGUUGUUGGUGAAGAUCCGUACAGUUCGGUCAAAGAAGAAAUCAAGGUCGUCAAACUCAAUUUCUAUGCGGUGUAUGACAAAUUGUAGCCAUUUGAAAACAAACCUGUGAAGGGUGAAGUUGAUCUGGAAGACCCAAUAACUUUCUAAGCCCACUUCAAAACAAAAGCCCAUGGUGAAAAACCCUUGAUCUGACAAAAUAUCUACAUCAUUUCCUCCAAGAGUUAGGUGAGGGAAAGAAAAGUUAGCUGCCGUUUCUAGUUGUAGAGAGGAACCCAAGCCGCCGCGCCAAUUUUUGAUCAAGAACUGCAUCCAACUUGUCUCCGGCGACGUUAAAAUCAAGAUCUAUCGAAGGAAGCUCCAAACGUGAGUGGAUCUAAUCGGAUCUGAAAUCCGAAAAUUAUUGGCAGCAAAAUAUUUUCAGUGUGGUCGUAUAGAUUGAAGGUAUAUUAAAUCCUUGGGGUCACUUUGAAGGCGUUCUUGUGCUUGUAAGCUACCUUCGUUUCUGUUUUAUUGACUCCGAAUUGUUCUCUCUGCUUUCUUUCACGAUUGUUGAUUUUUUUCGUUAGUGUGGAUCACUGUCGCUGUCAUCAACCGCUCAAAUUGAAUGCUCUGAUUCUAAAUUUAUGUCAUUUAGUAUUUGGUAACACCUUGCAUAUUUGCGAGAGAGUUGAGUUUAACUUAAGUCAUCAUUGGUUGUCCCUGCUUUGCUUCAUUGUUAUUAUGGCUCUCCAAACGUAUGCUCAUUCCCAGCUCUCAGGACCUCACCUCACUGCCUUAUCCUCCAUACUCUCUUCCUACUCAACUAGUGAGAUUCGACUCCCUCUAACUUCUACUACUUCAAGACGACGCCAUCUUCGUCUUGUUUGCUCCAGCAGUGAUGCUAAUAGUAAUAAGAAGGGAGUACCCAAUUCCAACUAUGUUGUUCCACUUAAUAAAUCUUUUUCCCCAGCUAACUCAUCUUGCAUCACUCGACCCCUUGCUGAGAUCCUCCGCGAUCUAAACAAGAGAAUCCCCGAUAACAUCGCUCAGAAAGCCCCUCAUUCUGACACCAAUGAUCGUUCUCCUGCCACUUUCAUCCCUUGGUUUCAUGCUAAUAGGAUGUUGAGUUUCUAUGCCCCUGGAUGGUGUGGAGAGAUACGAGAUGUCAUAUUUUCAGACAAUGGUAGUGUAACUGUGGUAUAUCGUGUGACUGUUCGAGGAUCGGAUGGAGAAGCACAUCGUGAAUCGACAGGAACUGUCUCAGCUACUGAUAGCAAUAUUGAGGAUCCUGUAGCUGCUGCAGAGGAAAUAGCUUUUUGCAAGGCUUGUGCGAGAUUUGGCCUCGGUUUGUACCUCUAUCAUGAAGAAUGAAUGAAGCAAACAACAGAACGAUGCCAUACUUCCCCGACGUGUAAUAAAGUUUUUUUAGUUUCAAUAUUUUGUAGAAAUGAGUACAAUCUUGGCCUUGAGACACUUGAGAAGUGUACAAUAGUAGUUUUAGAUGAUUCUGUGGAGCUUGAACUUUAGCAAAGUCAUGUAUGGAUACUUCCAUACCAUGUUGCUGAUUUACAUCUUUUCCAUUUACACGUGUACUCCAUUUCAAAUAUGCAUUUUCAGUUUUACCCUUUUCAAAUGGAUUAUUCACAGUUGCUUUUACUGUUUGAGGCAA